CUCGUCCGCCAUAUUUCGCCCUGCCAGUAUUUUGGUUUCGUCUCCUGCCUAGAAGUAAAGAGGAGUCAUCAUCCUCGUCCCAUAGAAAGCUCUGCUGCUGCCUUGGAGAGGAGGGACCGUUACGUUUCGGGUCUCGUGACGUCAGAGAAGCUUGGUUCCGCCGGCGGGACGCUGGGGGCGACUGGGCCGUACGGAGACCGUGAGGCCGGAACCGCUGAAGUGUGGCGGAAAGGGGGGGAGGUGGCGGUGUGAUUGCCGGGGCAGCAGGAGCAGCGCUUGUCCCCCCUCCCCCCCUGCUGGACCCAGUCGGCUACUCAGGGCAGGCUGACUGACGGGUGUCGCAGCCACCACGCCGGCCCCUAGUCCAGGCUGGCGGCGGAGGAAAAAAAAAAGAGAAUGCGGUGAGGGUACAGUUCUGAAAGUCUGUAAGGGCACUUGAGCAGAGCAUGCUUUCAACAAUGAGAUGAGGUUGGGCUCAACCUAGAACUGUCCGAUUAAGAACAGUUCUGCACAGGCAAUAUACGAAUGGCCCAAGGAAGCUCGCAAGUUGACUUUCAGGUUUUAAAUGACCUGCGACAGAAAUUCCCAGAGGUGCCUGAAGUAGUUGUUUCACGGUGCAUGCUACAGAACAAUAAUAAUUUGGAUGCUUGCUGUGCAGUCCUUUCCCAAGAAAGCACAAAAUACCUAUAUGGUGAAGGUGACUUGUCCCUCACAGAUGAAACUGGCAUUGGUGGUUUAAGAAAUCACAUGACAUCCCUCAAUUUGGAUUUACAGUCUCAGUACCAUGAUGUCAGGGAUGGAAGUAGAAUGAAUGGAAGCAGUAGAACUUUGACUCACAGCAUAAGUGAUGGCCAUCUUCAAGAAGGGCAGUCCAACAAUGAACUGUAUCAUCAUGAGCCACAGACUGCCCCUGCCAAUGUGCCUUCCAAUUUUAAUGUUUUUGGGGUUCCCAAUAACCCUUCAAACCCUGGUCAUCAGUUUGGACUCCAUUUAGGCAGUAAAAGUUCAUCUGGCUUACAAACUCCCAGAUUUAACCCCAUCAUGGUUACCUUGGCUCCAAAUAUUCAAUCUUCUCGAAAUACUCCUACAUCUUUGCAUAUACAUGGCGGGCCACCACCUGUGCUUAACCCACAUGGAAACUCUAUCUAUAUUAGACCUUAUUUCACGUCUCAAAGUGGCACAACACGACAAACACCCCAGCAACCUGGUUGGAUGUCUCAGAUUCCCACACAACAGCAGGUUUUUCAUCCCUCACAUCCAAAUCCCUGGACAACACUUCCUUCUUCAUAUACUCAGUCACAUACCUCAGCACAAUCUAAUCAACAGGGCCACCAGACUUCUCAUGUGUAUAUGCCUAUUAGUUCACCCACAACUCCACAAGCACCUGUACUUCAUUCAUCAGCAGGUGGCUCUCAACCUUCCACCCAGUAUAACAUUCAAAAUAUCUCAACUGGGCCCAGGAAAAAUCAAAUAGAAAUUAAACUUGAACCUCCACAAAGAAGCAAUCCAAAUAUGCUGCGUUCCCAAAGUUCUCGAAGUUCUACUAAUCCCUCUACUUUGAACACCCCAACAAGGAACCAGCCUACUGUUUACAUUGCAAGCCCUCCAAACACAGACGAGAUGAUUAGUCGGAACCAACCAAAGGUCUACAUUUCAGCUCCUGGUGGUGAUGACCAGGUUGUUAGGAAUCAGCCUACCCUCUUCAUUUCAACAAAUCCAGGUGCUGCAAGUGCAGCAAGGAAUGUCUCGGGACAAGUAAGCAUGGGGCCCGCUUUCAUUCACCACCAUCCACCAAAGAGCCGAGCUCAUGGAAAUAACAGUUCGGCGUCUUCUCCGCGCGUUGUAGUGACUCAGCCCAAUACAAAAUAUACUUUUAAGAUCACCGUCUCCCCGAACAAACCACCGGCGGUUUCCCCUGGUGUUGUAUCGCCAACGUUUGAGCACACAAAUCUUCUUCCAUUUGCAGAAUCAGAAGGCAUUCAUCAUUUAACAGACCCUGUUGUAGGACAUGAUCGAAUAAGUGAUGCAAGGAAACUAAGUGUGGGGUCAGAUGAUGCAGCAUAUACACAAGCUCUACUGGUACAUCAGAAGGCAAGAAUGGAGCGACUUCAUCGAGAACUUGAAGUGCAAAAGAAAAAGCUGGAUAAACUUAAAACUGAGGUCAAUGAAAUGGAAAACAAUCUCACUCGGAGACGCCUUAAUAGGUCGAAUUCUCUUUCCCAAAUUCCAUCCCUGGAAGAAAUGCAGCAGUUAAGGAGUUGUAACAGACAGCUGCAGAUUGAUAUAGACUGUCUCACCAAAGAAAUAGACCUUUUUCAGGCAAGAGGACCACAUUUCGAUCCAAGUGCCAUUCAUAACUUCUAUGAUAACAUUGGAUUUCUUGGCCCAGUGCCACCCAAACCUAAAGGUACAGCAUCAGUUGAUCAAAGGUCCACUGUCAAGACACCAAAGAAUGUUCCAGACACGGAGGAAGACGAGGGAGCUCAGUGGAAUUGCACUGCAUGUACUUUUCUUAACCAUCCUGCCUUAAACCGUUGUGAACAGUGCGACAUGCCAAGGCAUUACUGAGCCAGUAGGUCUAAUUUCAUUGAAAAUUCAAGAAGAAAAGCAUCAUUUUAAACUAUGGUGCAUAUAUAUGCACCAUCUGGUUGUUUACCACUGGUAAACGUCAGCCACGGAAUAAUACCUCAGUGUUGUUUUGUGCGCAGCUGGAUUUUUUUCCUCCCUAAAUCCUUAUCGGUGUAAGACUAAUGACCCUGGUUACCAGCUGCCACCUGUACCAUGUACAGUAUUACUAUUGACCCUCUCAGAAGAAUUCUCACUGUGCUCAGUGUUCUGGGUCCUUACUACUUAAUGUUACUGGAGUGGUUUGGAGAUGCAAAAGUGGCUCAGCUUUUCUAUGUCUCCAUGAAGCAAGGCAACAUCGGGUGGCAAAUGAAAACACUAAAAUUGGAGGAAAUGCAGUUUUAUGUGGUCUCUUCCUACCACCUGAACAGAGGAAGGACUUCAGAGUUCAGUGGAUUAGGUUCCUUGGGAUCCUCCCUUCACUUGUGAAACCAGCAUCAGUACAAUCAAUUUCUAACCAGAAAAGACUGCAUGCAUUAUCUGUACGAUACAGUGAAAUUACCCACAGCUCCUGCUCCCCCUUGUACAUAGCUCAGAAGCCUGCUUUAAGUGAUAUUUUUUUCCCUUCUUUUGCCCACCUUUAUUAAUUUCCUGUACUUCUGUAUGUAUAGUGUAAUAGGGUUUUUGUUAGCAUUUUCUUUAUCCUUUUAAAUCUUUUGGCACAGUUAAUGUCCUUUUUAAAGCUUUUCUAAGAAAAAAAAGUGCCUUAAAUGAGUAGUAGGAGGGAGAAAAGCAUUUUGCAUAAUUUCCUAUACACUCUUUCCCCCAUAAAGAUUUCUGUAUAUGCUGAUGUCCUGUGAAGACGUGUGAAGAAAAAAAAAGGGGGUUUAAGAAGACAUUAUCUCUUUGUAAAGGGUAUACCAGUCAUUUUCUGUACACAUUGAAUUUUACAGUGGUUGACUGUCAGCAGCCAAAAUGUUUGUUUUCACGUUUUCAUACCACACAUCUAAAUAUUUCAUGCUUAGGAUCUUCAGACUAUUUUGUGCAAUAAUGGCAUCCCUUAAUUUGAUUAAAAAUCAUAGACAAACACAAAAUCAUGGACUAAUUUAAAAUGUUCAUGGCAGGCAGUUUCUAUAAAACUGCAAUUGAUGUAGUUAACUUUUUAUUUUUUUUAAUACAACUGUACAUUCAGUAUUAACUAUUUUGCUGAAAAGAUCGAUUGAGACUCUGCCUGCUUUGUUCAAAAGUUGCGUUGGACGCACAAAGAUCAUUGUCUGUCUUUUUUUUUUUUUGUACUAGUUGCCUGGAAUCUGUGGCAUUCCUCUUUCUAUAAGAUUGCUGCCACUUAGAAAACAGACAUUCACAAUUCCAUUUCAGCCGUCCCCAUCAAAAUGGUCAAUUAUGAUUUUGAAGACAUUUCGAGAAUAAUUGUGGGCUUUGAAGCUGUAAUUUAUUGAACAGCUUUAUUUAAUACAGAUUUAAAGCCCUAAAGCUUGAGGAAUACCACACAUCUCAGUUUUUUUCACUCCUUAUUUGAAAAAGAAAACUCACUGCUUGGCAUCUCAAAACCUGUACAUAUUUGCUGCUUUUUAUUUAAAUGUUAAUAGAAAACAAUUAAAUGAGCAAUUUUCAGUGGCUUAGUCUUUUAAUAGAAAAUGUCAUCCAAAGUCACCCACUGUAAAUGACUGAACAUCUUAAAUUGUUAUGAGAUUUUGUACCAUUGAGCGAUAAUGUGAUAUGCCUUACUCUUUAAGGCUCUUCAUUGUGUUGCAGAAUUCAUUUCUAGGUAACGGGAGUGUUGAAAUGGCUUGUGAUAAGUUUAAGCCUUCCAGCACUGUAAUGGGGCUAAACAGCAGAACCAAAGCACUUAGAAGCAAUACUUUUUGUUAAAAAGACCAUUUUUCAGCUUCAUCUGCAGUUUUCUGUGAAGAUUGACAAAUCCGUUUUUACUUGUUUUAUUAAUAAAACCUAAUUUGGAUAUCUUGAGUUUAUGGUUUUGUGAUUUAGCUGGGUAAACAGUCUUUGUAACAGAUAAGUUAUUUAUAAAAAUUAAAAAAAUAUAUAUUCUAACUGG
Molecule: messenger RNA, 4639 nt
Organism: Rana temporaria (common frog)
Lineage: Eukaryota; Metazoa; Chordata; Amphibia; Anura; Ranidae
Gene: TAB2
Product: TGF-beta activated kinase 1 (MAP3K7) binding protein 2
Exons: 8
Coding region: 526-2568 (680 amino acids)
Biological process (GO): positive regulation of protein kinase activity
Molecular function (GO): ubiquitin binding; K63-linked polyubiquitin modification-dependent protein binding
Source: RefSeq, a predicted model, not a curated record